AUGGCAGAACUACCUCAAUUUUUGCGCCUGGAGCCCUUUGAGCUACCUCAUGACACUCUUUCGGCAAGCACGUAUCUGUUCUUCACCCCCAAGAUUUUGGCAGCGGGAAUCCAGGCUGGCUGCACCCCAGCCGAGAUUAAAAACUAUCUCCAGAGUCACAAGCGCGAGACUGUCGAGGACAAGAUCUCAGACACUAUUCAGGGUCAUCAUUCUGUGAUCUUCCACGCCGUCAAGAGAAAUCUACUCGACAUCGUGGAGCUUCUUCUGGAAUAUGGCGCCGAUCCAUGUGCAAAAGACCCCAACAACAUCCCUUUGCUUGCAGCAACCAUAAUGUGGACCAAAUGGACCUACAAGAAUGCCGACAAGAUGGUCGCGCUUCUACUUUCCUAUGGUGCCGAUCCGCGCUGCAUUCCGGAGAACAUGUGGUCAACGUACAUCCAAAUGCCGACUGCAGAUCACAACAAGGACAGUUCUCCUCAUCCCUCGGCCACCUGGGUGAAGAAGCAACAUCGCCUCAUUCUUGUGGAAACUCUGAACCUCACCAUUCGGUAUCAUCUGAACCGUGCCAGCCUCACAAAACUCGCGACAGCAAGACAACGUCAGCUGGCUCAGCUCUCUGGUUGUCCGCGUAUCCUUCACUUACCUUUCCACAUCAUUGGACAGGAUCAUGCACUCGAAGCCGUGAUGAACAAGAUCAUGGCCUAUGAUACGAUGCACAGGAAGCGCCCGCUAGUCCUGUCAUUUGCUGGUCUAUCCGGUCACGGCAAGACAGAGCUCGCGACCAGCCUCGGAUCACUUCUUGGAACUGACAUCUGCAACGUUGAUAUGAGCAAAACGCACACUGUGAUGAGCUUGUUUGGUGCUGCUGCAGGGUAUCAAAGAUCUUUGGGUGGGUCGCCUUUGAACAACUAUCUCGCAAGUCAUGGGGGACAGCGAUGCGUUAUUUUCUUGGACGAGUUCGACAAAACCAAGCAGGAAGUACGCGAAUCUCUUCUCACGAUCUUGGACACUGGAAUUGGCAUGGAUCUGCGCUCGAAUACAGUUCUGGACGUGACCAAAUCCAUCUGGGUUCUCGCCUCGAACAAAGGCGAUGAUUUAAUUUCGAAGUUUUACGACAAGAAUCUCAAAGGCAAGAGUGACAGCGAAAAGCGUCAUGUAUCUAUCAAGCCACUACAGCAUGAUCUCUACAAACUCUUUAUCGAAGCGUACACGCCUGCCGUGACAGGUCGUAUCAGCAGUUUCCUGCCGUUCUUCCCAUUCAGCCGCGAUGAGGCUGCGGUCAUAAAUCACAAAUUCCUCAGAACACUAGGAGACGAUGUCGUCCUUCCGAUUGAUCUACACAGCAGGCCCCCACGCCCUGUCGGUCAUGUCCAUCUAUCACUUCUGAGGGACGGAGACUUGUGCAAGUUUCUUGCCGAGGACUACAUUCGUGAGCUCGGAGCAAGAUCGAUUCAAAACCGCGUCGAUGGACUUGCUGAUGACUUGUUCAUGCUGUACAAGGAUUCCAAGAAAGAAGUCACAGAAGCAACGAACAGCGGGCCUCAUAUCAAGUACACGCUGCAACUUCAUCCAGUUGCCGAUACCUUCGAAGCCGCUAUCCGUGAGGAUGGUACGACUUUCAUCCCGUCUAACUAA
Messenger RNA from Aureobasidium pullulans EXF-150, 1635 nucleotides. RefSeq names its product P-loop containing nucleoside triphosphate hydrolase protein. The record is from RefSeq and is a predicted model, not a curated record. Gene Ontology annotation, biological process: cellular response to heat. Gene Ontology annotation, molecular function: ATP binding; ATP hydrolysis activity; protein binding. The transcript has 3 exons. Bases 1 to 1635 code for a protein of 544 amino acids. NCBI's taxonomy places the organism in Eukaryota, Fungi, Ascomycota, Dothideomycetes, Dothideales, Saccotheciaceae. Gene Ontology annotation, cellular component: cytoplasm.